This is a messenger RNA of Closterium sp. Yama58-4, 336 nucleotides long. Lineage: Eukaryota; Viridiplantae; Streptophyta; Zygnematophyceae; Desmidiales; Closteriaceae. The record is from the annotation of a GenBank genome assembly.
AUGCGCGACGCGGGCGAGGUCGAGGUGGCAGAGGACGUGCACGUCCUCCCUGAAGUGGAGGAGUGGGUGAACCCCCUGUAUGCAACCGCCGCAGAUGACGAGGAGGCGGCAAAGGUGGCGGAUGCCGAGGAUGCCGGGGACCUCCCUGAGGAGGAGGAUGAGGAGGAGGAGGAGGAGGAGGAGGAGGAGGAGGAGGAGGAGGAGGAGGAGGAGGAGGAGGAGGAGGAGGAGGAGGAGGACGAGGCGGAGAAAGGGGAAGAACAGGAGGAGGAUGAGGAGGAGGAGGAGGAGGAGGAGGAGGAGGGUGGGCUGGAGGACAACGCGGACGAGGAGUGA